CUUUUAUAUUCGACCCGUCCUCCUCCCCUCGGCUUCCGCUCCUUCCAACCCAGCAGUCGAAUCCAAACAAACAACAUCACAUCAGACGAGAAGCCGCCCAAGCAAAGCACCUGCACACUCACCUACCUACUCUGUGUAUCAUCUGUAUAUGCAUACUGUCUUCCGCCAAAUUAUUCCACGUCCCAACUUUGUCGCGUUUGCCCCUUUGUUGUCCUGAUUGGGGCGCAUCCGCCUUUGUUUUGGCCUGUAAACACGACCUCGUUAACUCGACUACCAGCCCUACACAUGGCUGCACAACACCGGCGGUCACGCCCGAACACUCCCCAUAUGGCCCAACAAGUCGCAAGUCAUAGUCGCCCGCUAUCACGCGCCUCUACUGCUAGCGUUCGUUCUUUUGGUCAACACGAAGCUCACCAACCUCACCAAUUUUCCCAGCCUCCAGUCACCCAUGCCGGCCCUCAACACCAAAUGCAUCAACACCAGCAGUCGCAUGCGUAUAUGUACGGAAACCCUCACAUGACCGAGAUGCAUUACGGUGCUCCCAACUCGCUUAUGCACAACGUGCACCACAUGCCACAGCAGGAGAAUGUUAUGGAUCCGGCACAUCAACAACAGCUCAUGGCCUUUAGCAAUGAGGGUGUACCUUUACAGGUUUUGGACCAAAACAUACAAGCCACGCCGCACGCCUACCAAAUGGCGCAUGCCAACCAUCGCGCCUCUGUUAGUGUAAAUGGUGAUGACGGCAUGAAAAAGAAGGGGAAGAAGUCAAGUGGCACUGGAGGUGCCCGAGAUGACAAAGAGCUGCGCGAAUUGAUUACAGCUAACUCGCAUCGCACACUUCUUGAAGUGGCCAGUGAUAUCCUGAUCUUAGAUCGCUCUUCCAAAGCAGAAAAAAUGAAGCAGCUUUUCGCCAUGAUAUGGCUACGAAAAGCAUGCUCCACAGUCAAGGAUGCAUCCGUUCCUCGUAAUCGAGUAUACUCCAAGUACGCUGAGAUAUGUGGUGACCAACGCGUAACUACACUAAACCCAGCUUCCUUUGGUAAAUUGGUUCGCGUCAUCUUCCCUGGUAUCAAUACCAGGCGUCUCGGUGUCCGAGGUGAAUCGAAAUACCACUAUGUCGAUCUGGCCUUGAACGAAGAGCUUGAGACGGCAACUCGACCUGCCACGGGAGAUACAUCCGCUGCGGCUGCUCGUCGUCCUCUGCGACGUCAAGAUUCUGUGGCUACAGUGGCAAAUUUCAACAAUAACCCGGCUCCCGCCGCUGACACAGCUUCGUUUCCAGCCCCAGAUUUGAACAGCUUCCCCAACAACCCCUCACAGGGUAGAGUCUUUACCGAGCCAUUUUCACAAGGCUACCAUCCGACGCAAACACGCACCGCUUCCGAUUAUAUAUACGAACUCAAAUUUCCCAAGCCUGAGCUUCUCGCUAUACCAGACGAUCUGACCAUCAAUCUACCUGAUAUCCAUCCGUACCUUCCAGCAAAGUAUGACGACGACUCGGCCAAUGCCCUUGUUGCCUUGUAUCGAACGCAUUGUACCUCGGUGGUCGAUUCAGUACGAUUUUGCAAAGAGAAGCAGUUUUGGAAAUUGUUCACUUCCUUCCACGGUACUCUUACUGUCCCCGUUCAGAAGUUGUUCGCCAUGAGUGAAUUGGCUCCAUGGAUUAGGGAAUGUGACUGGUUAAUGUACCAGAAGAUGAUCCGCAAUGUUUCACAACUGACCUUGCAAGCCGCGCCAGCUUCUGUACUCAAAUUCUUCGACAAUAUUGGCAAGACUCUGCACAGCCACAUAUCGACAACCUUCGCCUCACAUCCACUACACGUUCUCGAGGCGAAAUUGGAGCCUGCAACGCUCUUCGCUCAUCUAAUGCGCCAGAUGGUUCGCGUGAACUCCACGGCUCAUGCCGCCGCUGUAAUGCUCACAGUUGAUAAUCAACGCGAGCUGAUGUGGAGCGACUGGGAAACUCAUGUCAAAGUCAAACGUGUUUUGGAAAAUGUCCUGCCACAAUCAUGCGCCCCUGAAGAAGUUUACCACAUCUUGUCAAACGAAAUCCGCGAAAUCCUCAUCCCCUCUAAACCCACCUGGUUAGGAAACGACUUCACCGAUCCACUGCAAGAAACAGUCAUAGACCGAAUCGCAGCAUUUCUCAUGAACCUGCCAGCCCGUUUUCCGGAUGCGAACGCUCGAAACUUGAUACUAUGUAUCAAUGCAGUCGGGUCAGCAGCUUUGCGGGAGAUCACUGUAGAAAAUGGCCCCAGUUUUCAAGGUUGGUGGUUGACAAAGGUCUUCGUUGAUGAGAUGGCACACUGGCUCGCUACUUUUGGUGGUUUCCUAUCGCAUACUCCUGUCGUUCCUGGAUUGCCAAGCUUCUCCCCGGAUGCAGAAGAGUCAACAAACCUUGAUCUCAAUCUACCCAAUGGGGGUAGUGGUGGCAGUAGCAACAAUGAUAGCCGGCUAAGCAGCAUGGGUGCAGAUAACACUCAAACUGGCGAUGGCAAUGGAUUUGCUGGGUCUACCCAAAGUACCGGCCACACGGGUCAUGGAGAUACUUUUCGUCAAGAGACAGCCAUGUCUUUCGAUCUGGACCUAGAAUUCGCUACUUCCCAGCAAGAUCAGUCGCAACACGAACCAAACGACGACAGCGGAUUCAUCGAUACUGAUGUAUUAGACGAUAAACUUCAGAUGCAAGCUCUCCAAUCACAUCUUGCUGGCACGCCUUCCAUGUCCCUCAAUGGCGCAUAG
This is a messenger RNA of Periconia digitata, 2742 nucleotides long. The record is from the annotation of a GenBank genome assembly. NCBI's taxonomy places the organism in Eukaryota, Fungi, Ascomycota, Dothideomycetes, Pleosporales, Periconiaceae.